Molecule: messenger RNA, 291 nt
Organism: Ambispora gerdemannii
Lineage: Eukaryota; Fungi; Glomeromycota; Glomeromycetes; Archaeosporales; Ambisporaceae
Source: the annotation of a GenBank genome assembly
AUGAAGAAUUUACCCGUUGGUGCAAAUCUACGACCUGAUAUUUUAACUCUAAUCCUCAAUGCUAAUGCAGCGAAUGAAGAAACUUCAAAGAAUGAAAACAGUAUACGAAUGAGUGAUACUGACAUUAGAGACACAUUAGCAGAAAUUAUUGUUGGUUCUGUUAGCACUUCCACAGAUUCGAGUAAUUACAAAAAACAGCAUUUGUUUAGCGUUGUUUGCGGGUUUCUAAUCCCCACUCUUGAAGCAAAAGUUAUAUCGAAGAUUUUGAAAACUGAUACUCUUAAGCGAUAA